AAAACCGUUUAAGAGAAUGAAGACACUGCAGUGUUGGUUUAACGUUGAAACAUGUCGAAACAACAGAAGUUUUUAAUUUUGGCUGUAGCUGCUCUUGCAGCCCUCCAAUUCGUCACUUGCCAAAAUGAAGACGAUGCCUUAGCAGACAACCUUCCAGCAAGUUACGACAACAUGGACAAACUCAAGCUUAUGAUUCAGUACCGCAGAGCGAUUAGUGAACUAGAGUCUAAAGUAGAAAAAAUUUGCCCCGGCCACGGAUACAAAGUUGAGAAUGUAACAAUGGAAAUGACCAGCUGCGUCGAGCAAUUCAAAGAAGACGAAGAAACUAUUUGCUCCUUGUCACAAAAGAUGUUGGAACGGUGUAUGUCUCCAUUAGAAGAUUUACUGGUCGAAUGUAUACCAUCUCCGUCCAAGGCCAUUCCUCCCAUGGUAACUAGCAUGAUGAAGAAGCUCAACAGAUACGUUUGCAGAAUUAAUGGAGAGCACAUUUUUGAAUUCGCCAAUCCCUGCUUCAAACACAUAAAUGCGAAAACUCAGAGGUGCAUUCUGAGAUUCAGCGCCAAACUCGAAGACCGUCAACGCCGUAAAGAGUAUCCAUCUGCUCAAGACGCUUGCGAGCUCAUGGACACUUUCAAACCCUGUUUCCAAUCCCAUCUGAACACAGCAUGCCGUAACCCGAUCACCAGAGAAACAUUCCUUCAAGCUUUCGACGAAGUGGCGUCCGUUUGCACAGAAAUUAAAGUAAACGAAAAUAUUAGAAACAACGAAAUUGAAUUAGCCUGAAUGGUUAAAAUAAAUAUUACCUACUUUAUAAACGUAAAAAAAAAAGUUUUAAGUAAAUUGCUUUUAAAUAAUAUAGGUACAGGGUGUUAAUGAAUAAGGGCUACAAAUUUCUAGGGCAGUAGGAAAAAAAAAAAAUUAAUGAAUAUGUAUACAGGGUGUCCGAAAAGUCAACGAUACCACUGAAAAGGCUGGUCCGGAACGUCAUCGAUAACAGUAGAAAAACUGCUGGAGCAACAAAUAAGCAUCCAGAAAAACAUAAUAUGACUUUGACCUUGGUAAAAAAUCGAUGGUUCUGGAGAUAUGAGAUAUGUCCCCUUUAAAAAAAUUCGUUCAUUUGAAUCAGAGAUUUUUGAGUGUAUGAGGGAGGACAAAAAUAUGUCAUACUUCACUUCAAAAAGAUUUAUCAAAUGUUGUGAGCUAUUAUUUCCAAUGUUGAUCUAUGAUCAAUACGAAAUUUCUAUUCUGGAUGCUUAUGUUGUUUCACCAGUCCUUCUAGUGUUAUCGAUGACUUUCCGGACACAUACACAUUGAAUAUUUUGUGUCGUUUUUUGUUUCCGGAUCCAUGCUUUGUUUAAACUUUUUUUUGUUUCGACGAGUUUUAUAUCUGCUCUAGAAGUUCAUAACCCUUAAGCACGUCGGGAUUUCGUUGGCAUUUGCGUUUGCGUCGAGUUCGCCGUAACCAAUUGAAUAUUAGGAAUUCCAUAAGAUCGUUUAUAUUUGCCAACGGCUCACCGUCCGCCGUCAGGCCUACCGUUUCAUUCCGUAAGAUAUAAACCAAUUUUAUGUUUUCCUAUACAAUAUGAAGAAAAACCCCAAGUCGUGGUCUCAAAAUUUUAAUGAAAAGUUUACAUGUCUCGCAUAAUAAUGGGCAUCAUCAGACCUAUAAAAAGAAAACCUCUUACACUUAGAACAAAGAUAGUACAGAAAAGUUUGUGAGGCUUUCGCGGCCCAGUUUUAUUGAUGAAGUAUUUUCAUCCGGGCUUAUUGGCCGUCUUAAGUUGGUAUUUCUUCCUUCUUCUGGCCUUGCCCACCGGCUCCGAAACACUUGCGCAUGUGGUCCUUAUACUUGGAAUUGCAGUUUAGGCUUGGUGUGCGGUUUUUGGCUUUCCUAGCUUGCCCUUGUCGGCUUAAAACGUCAACGCCAACACUUAUUUUUUAUUUUUUAAAGUUUUAUUAUAAAGAUGUAUUGAAGUGUUAGUCCAAGAGCCCAUAGAGCCUCCAGACACAACUUAUUUUCUAAAGGACAGAAUAUGUGGGAUUGAGUAGCACUUAUAUGUAUUAUGAACGUAUGAAUAUCCGCUAAGUUGGGUAGACGGCCAAUUUACCGACACCAGAUCCGGAAGCUGAGAAAAACUUUAGCUUUUAUUCUAACGCUUGAUUUUUCUACAUGUUAUUGGGGAGACUAUUUCAUAACUACGUGUGCUCAGUCAGACCAAUCGCACGGGCCAAACAUCCCCCCAGACGCAAUAAUAAUUUUUCCGUGAGCGUGAGCGCGAGGGUACUAUGCAUGCGUUUCAGAGUGGGCGAAAUAUCUAUGUCAACUGAUUUCCCCCUCUUAAACUCACAGUCUACUCUAGGCUAGAGUAGAAAUGGGAUUCGGUUUUUCUCAUAGUGGGAAAAACCGUUAUUUACAAAUAACAGUCAAUUGGCCGUCUACCCAACUUAUAAGUGCUAUUCAAUCCCACAUAUUCUGUCCUUUAGAAAAUAAGUUAUGUUUGGAGGCUCUGGGCUGUUAAACUAUGUAUGCGUCUAUUGGAAACACUCACUCUGAAAGUUCAGUUGAAGGUAUGUGUUUCUGUUCUAUUGAUAAAGUGUUUUCAUUCGGGCUUACUGGGCGUCGUAAGUUGGAAUUUCUUCGGAUGGAAGAAAUUCCAACUUACGACGGCGAUUAAGCCCGAAUGAAAAUACUUUAUCGAUAAAACUGGGCCGCGAAAGCCUCACAAACUUUUCUGUAUUAUGAUUGUUCUAAGUGUAAGAGGUUUUCUUUUUAUAGGUCUGAUGAUGCCCAUUAAAGGGCGAAACAUGUAACCUUUUUGUUAAAAUUUUGAGACCACGACUCGGGGAGAUGAACACCUUCAGGUACAGUGAGGGGAAAGGGGUUCAAAAAAAGAAAAUCUUGAUGAUUUCUUCAAAAUUAUUCAUGAUGUAAUUUUAUUUUUUUUAAACAAUUUCACAUCACAAUUACCUGUUCCACCCGAUCAAAUAAGAUUUUCAUCAAAAUUAGAGUCACAUUUAAAUCUGGAUAACUUUUUUUUGCAGAUCCAUUUGAAGAAUUAAGCGACCUUUAAAACAAGGUAUCACAUGACCUAUAAACUUUGCCUAUAGUGCCAUUUAAGAUUUUGAGGUUAGGGUGGCUACCGCCGCAGAGGUUGUGCGGGGAGAGCUGAAAAGUACCUUGUUUUGGUUCUCCCUUCCAACCCUCCAAACAGGUUUUUCAUUUUUUUUUUAUCGAUCACCACUUUCAAGAUAUAGGCCAUUGACAGUUUUCGGUGGAACACCCGGUAUAAUUGAACACAGGUCUCUUUGAGCCAUGAACUAUUUUUCUGAAUUUAUAUAUUCCGUCGCCGAUUUGUAGCAGAUUUGAAACAGUCAAUAAAAAAAAAGGCUUUUACUUGUCACGUGAUGUUUACCUCUUGUGGAGAACAGCUGAUUAUAGAGUAUUUUGAAUAUCCAGAAUUUUUAGAAAAACAAAGAUGCACGGUAGCACGGUGGCUCUUAAUAGUACGAACAAAUUAAAAACAAAAAAAAACACACAAAGAUUGACAUAAACAAAAAUAACAGGUUAGGUAAGGUUACGUUUACUUUCAGGACGCAAACGGCAAGUUUCUAAAUGCUCGAAUUUUUUUGACUACGGUAACGGCGAGUCCGACGCAAACGCAAAUGCCAACGAAAUCCCGACGGCGAGUUUAUAAAUUGGGCUUUAUUCAAAUAUAUAACCUUCGUAGGUAGACUAAUAUAACAUGCUUCACCUGUAAAGACAUAUACAUAAAUAAAUAAACAAUAUGUUAUUAUUCGUGGGGAUGAAGCGAGUGAUAAAAAGAAAAACCGACUCUUUUAUCUAAUGAAGGCUUUCGCAAUUAGUUUAUUCCUUCGUCAGGAGCGUUUAAAAUUUAUAAAUUUAACUUUAUAUACUCCUGGACAAAAUUAUCGCACCACUGCUUAUGGUGCUUAUGUGCAGUGGUGGUGCGAUAAUUUUGUCCAGGAGUAUAUUUAUAUCCUAUAAUAUAUUUUAGUAUGACUGACGAAGCAAUAAACUAAUUGCGAAAGCUUUCAUUAAAUAGAAGACUCGUUUUUCUAUUUAUCACUGGCUUCAUCUCGACGAAUAAUAACAGGUCUGUUCCAACACGUCAAAAACUGUCCCAUGAACGGUUUCGAAACCACUCAGUAUACGAAUUUCGGAUUCUACGCAUAAAUUUCAAGCUUUCCGCAGAAUCAUGACUGUACAUUGUACGGUUUCCUGCCGUUUUGGAACUGACCUAACAUAUUCAUAUAAAGAUUUAAGCCACGAUAAUACCUUAUAUUAAAUAAACAAUUAUACAGUAAUUA
This is a messenger RNA of Ceutorhynchus assimilis (cabbage seed weevil), 4329 nucleotides long. Lineage: Eukaryota; Metazoa; Arthropoda; Insecta; Coleoptera; Curculionidae. The record is from the annotation of a GenBank genome assembly.